AAGGUCACGUGAUUAUAAAUAAUGAAUACCCAAACUGGACCGGUUUGGGAUUUUUCUCUGCACGUAAACAAGUCCACAAAGAGGGUUAAGACAUGAAUAGCAUAAUUUUUGUAGUUUUUAUCGACUCACGGAGUCACGAUAAAAGUCGAAGUCGCUGUGGCGAAUUCCUUCAUAUCCGCGAGGCAGCAUAAGCAGUCACGUAGUCGCGUUUGAUCGAGAAGUAUAUAAGCUCCGGGAAUCAAUUUUUUCCCUGUUGUGUAUUUCUUUGUGUCUAGUUGUCGAGUUGUUGAACGCCGGCUCGCAUCGUUCAUUGUUAUACAAAAUGCUGGGUCUAGCUGUGACGUUGCUCUCCGCCUGCCUCUUGGUGUCCGCGGAUCUCUGCGAGAACGGAAAGGACGACCACUGCAUGGCGCAGGACGGUCCCUUCAACCAGGACACCGACUGGUCCAAGGCCCAGAACAUCUACCAGUUCCACGCCCGUGACAUUCACGGACAGGACGUGUCCCUCGACAAAUACCGCGGCCACGUCCUCCUAAUAGUGAACGUCGCCAGCGAGUGUGGGCUGACAGACGUAAACUACAAGCAAUUGGUCGCCCUCCACGAGAAGUACGCCGACACAAAAGGCCUGAGAAUCCUCGCCUUCCCCUCCAACCAAUUCGCCAAUCAAGAGCCCGGAACAUCCGACGAAAUUCUCAAAUUCAUUGAGAAGUACAACGUCAAGUUCGACAUGUUCGAGAAGAUUGAUGUCAACGGUGAGAACGCCCAUCCUCUCUACAAAUGGCUGAAGGAGAAGCAGGAGGGGCUAAUUACCGAUGACAUCAAGUGGAAUUUCACGAAAUUCAUCAUCAAUAAGGAAGGAAAGGCUGUCGAGCGUUACGCACCUACCACGAAGCCCCUCUCCAUCGAGGAGGAUCUCCUCAAGUACUUCUAACAAGCCAAAUUAUACAGAUAAUUGGACUCUGUCUACUGUCCCUCAAUAAUCCUAAUUCCAACUAAAUUGCGUACGUCUACUUGUGCGCGAUGUAGACCUUGCUACUUCUUCAUACCUAAAGAUGAUGUAAGAAUGUAAGAGAUGUUUUAGAGAAGUCUAAGCCAAACAUAAAUUUUGUAUACUCAAGUACGAAAAAUAAAUGCAACUGUGACGGUUGAAAGAAGAA
Molecule: messenger RNA, 1157 nt
Organism: Diachasma alloeum
Lineage: Eukaryota; Metazoa; Arthropoda; Insecta; Hymenoptera; Braconidae
Product: probable phospholipid hydroperoxide glutathione peroxidase
Exons: 2
Coding region: 323-931 (202 amino acids)
Biological process (GO): response to oxidative stress
Molecular function (GO): glutathione peroxidase activity
Source: RefSeq, a predicted model, not a curated record